Messenger RNA from Chaetomium globosum CBS 148.51, 933 nucleotides. RefSeq lists its product as uncharacterized. The record is from RefSeq and is a predicted model, not a curated record. The coding region runs from base 1 to 933 and encodes 310 amino acids. Lineage: Eukaryota; Fungi; Ascomycota; Sordariomycetes; Sordariales; Chaetomiaceae. Gene Ontology annotation, biological process: transmembrane transport. The transcript is spliced from 3 exons.
AUGUCGACAACAGCUGGCGCCUUCCUAGCGGGCGGUAUCGCCGCCUGCGGAGCCGUGACGGCGACGCACCCCUUCGAGACAGUCAAAAUCCGCAUGCAGCUGCAGGGCGAACUACAAGACAAGGGCCACCAACCGCACCACUACCGAGGACCUGUCCAUGGUGUUUCGGUCAUCGUGAGGAACGAGGGGCUGCGCGGCAUCUACCGCGGUAUCGGGUGCGCCUACAUCUACCAAGUGCUGCUCAACGGCUGCCGGCUCGGCUUCUACGAACCCAUGCGCCACGGCCUGUCGACCCUCAUCUUCAAGGAUGGCAACAAGCAGAGUCUGGGUAUCAACAUGUUCUGCGGCGCCGGGUCGGGCAUCAUGGGCGCUGCCGCAGGGAGCCCGUUCUUCCUGGUCAAGACGCGGCUACAGAGUUACUCGCCUUUCUUGCCGGUCGGCACACAGCAUCGGUACCGGAAUGCGUGGGACGGUAUGAGCCAGAUCUUCCGGACCGAGGGCGUGCGCGGCCUGUACCGCGGCGUAGGAGCGGCCAUGAUCAGGACGGGUUUCGGGAGUUCCGUGCAGCUCCCCACAUACUUCUUUGCAAAGCGCCGGUUAAUGCGGCACCUGGGCAUGGAGGAAGGCGCCCCUCUCCAUCUGGCCAGCAGUACGGCGAGCGGCUUCGUCGUCUGUGUGGUGAUGCACCCCCCGGAUACGAUCAUGUCCCGGAUGUACAACCAGAAUGGCAACCUUUACAAGGGCGUUUUUGAUUGCCUAGGAAAGACCAUACGGGCCGAGGGUUUCUUCGCCAUUUACAAGGGCUUCCUGCCUCACCUGGCUAGAAUCCUACCGCAUACGAUCCUCACGCUCACCUUGGCGGAGCAAACCAACAAGCUCGUCAAGAAGCUCGAGGGCCGGCUUUUGCCCAGCGCCGCGCUGAAGACAGUAUAA